AUGUCUAGUCUGUGCACACUUCUGACACCAUGCAGUCAGGUUUCAAGGCGCAUUCGAUGUCAAAAUUGUGGUAAUCAAAUGAAUCAAGUCAGUUGGAAACAGUGUUUAAUAUGCAAAGCGUUUAAUUUAUGUAAUGAAUGUGCAUUACCAGAUAUUGAAUUAGAACCUGCAGCCAUUGUUUAUCAUACACAAUUACACAAGAAUAUUGGAUACAAUGAGUGUAUCGUUUUGAGGGAAUGUAUGCAAUUGACACAGGUCACGAAAAAUUUCGACGAUGUAGAAACAAGUGUAGAAGAAUUUUCUCGUAUAAUGAAUGAGAAUAAAAUUCGAAAUGAUUAUGAUAUGUCUGUUGUUACCGCAAUAUUAAAGGAAAAGAGAAAUAGAUCACAAUCGCCAAUUGAACAACAAGAGCAGCAACAAUUGUCUUCCAUGAUCAUAGACUAUCAUACACAAGGACACGGAAGAAAUAUACGUGUAUUAAGCUUAGAUGGGGGCGGUAUACGUGGUUACAUGCCCAUUCAAAUUCUUUCUCAUGUAAUAGCAAAGAAAUAUCUUCCCGAUAUUGAACAAUUUAAUUCUAAUGAUUUAGAACAUAGAGAACGAUUUAAACAAGUUCAAUCACAAUUUACAAAUAAUUUCGAUUAUAUUGUUGGCACUAGUACUGGUGGACUUAUUGCUUUUUGUUUGGCUGUUAACUAUAGUAUAUUAGAUAUGAAAGAUAUAUAUUCAAAUUCUUCUUACUACUUCAAACGUAACUGGCUUGGCCCUUUACUAUCGGCCAAAUAUGAUCCCAGUCGUAUACACAAUAAAAUUGAUGAAAUUAUCGGUACAAUUACGCUGAAAAAUGGCAAGAAAUUAUCAGCUCAAAAUGCUACUUUACUUGAUAUACAUAAUUUCUUAAAUCCUGAUCAAAUGAUUAAUGAUGAUGGAUUAACAUCAAUAUGUUCUCAUGGAGAUUUGUUAGAAUUUGUUGACGAUAUUGAGCAAGAUAAUAAUGAAACUUGCAAUGUCAAUGUUAAUCGUGUUAAACGCGAAAAGGUAUUGCUUAUUACUGCUUACAACACAACAAUAAGUGGUAUUACUAUGUUUAAUACAAGUUAUGCUAAGCAUUGGUACUAUCGUAUAGCAGAUGUAUUAAAGGCGACAAUGGCUGCUCCCACAUAUUUUCCACCACAUAAGAUGCAUAGAGGAAUAAUUGAAAACGGUCAUUUCGUACCAAAUAAGCAUCAAAAAAUAUAUGUUGAUGGUGGUGUAUUCGCCAAUGAUCCAGAAUUAAUGGCAAUAUGGGCAAUACGAAUGCAAUGGAAAAAAAUAAUCAAUUAUCAUUUACUUUCUAUAGGUACAGGGCACUACGUUGACGAUUUAUCAGCCACAAACGAGGGUGGCUAUAUAGGAUGGAUAUUCAACAAAGGAUUACUUGUUAAUACACUCAUGGAAGCUACACGUAGUUUUACGGAAACAAUUACGAAUGAUUUAACUAAAUCCAAUGAUAUCAAACGGAUGAAAUUUAAUUUUAGAAUUAAAAAAUCUAUGGAAUUAGAUGAUCCGAAUUUUAUCUACGAAUUUGAUAAGGAAUGGAAAUUUUUCAAAAAUGGAGAAGAUUUUCAAACAUUAAUGAAUUUUUAUGAUCAGUAUAUUGAUAUGGGACCAAAUUAA
Molecule: messenger RNA, 1656 nt
Organism: Didymodactylos carnosus
Lineage: Eukaryota; Metazoa; Rotifera; Eurotatoria; Philodinida; Philodinidae
Source: the annotation of a GenBank genome assembly